AAUCCAUUAAUCUCUCCGUAGACGUCCUCUCUCCCUCUUAUUUCUCGGGUCUCAACUCUCUAGAAUCGAGAACCGCUUCGUAGAAUCGAGAACCGCUUCGUUUCUUCUUCUUUCUCCGACGAAAUUCUAGUCUCCAUCUUCGUUCCUUUCGUAAGUGAGUAGUUUCCUCUGAGUAUUGCAUUGUUGAGAUGUAAUAAUUGAUGUUUGCUAUGCGGUUUGCAUUUGGAGUAAUUGACGGUGACUUGUGUUCUUAACAGCGUUUCUAACUUCUUGUACAGGAAAUGAAGGGCCGAAAAAGAAAGAAUCCAUCUACUACGUGCGUUGGAGUCUCCAGUAGAACUAGAGCUAGAAAGGCGGUCUCAGCUGGGAAUGAGCCGGCAAGAGAAACGACUGUAGUUUCUCUCUCUGUUGAUUCAGAAAGUGAUGACAUGUCUGAUGUAUCAUCUAAGGCAAGGCAACCACCACAGCCCCUUGAAUUAUACUUCAAGAGCACAGAGUUCACGAAGACUUGCAAGAUUCAAACCAAGUGCUUUGUGAAGAAUACAGUGGACGUGAUUAAGAAGCUUAAGGAGGAGGUUAAAUGGUUCACAACCCAUCCUCAAUUUCGUCACUUCUUCCACAUGCCUGAUGAACAAUACCUGAAGCUCCAAGGAAUGUGGAUGUUACUCUUGCGCACCAUUUCGACUGAAGAAGAAGAUGUUGCAUGGUUUAGUCUGAAUGGUGUUCCCAUCCGCUAUUCUAUGAGGGAGCAUGCCCUCAUCUCGGGCUUAGACUGCCAUGAGUAUCCAAGGAAAUAUUUGAAGCUCGGGAGUACGAAGUUUGUGGAUUAUUACUUCGGUGGACUAAAGAAGAUCACCAUAACAGAUGUGGAGCAGAAGCUGUUGUCUAUGAAGACGCCAUGCAAUGAUAGAUUGAAGAUGGCUGUCUUGUUCUUCCUUGGUCGGGUUAUCAGAGGACAGGCAAAGGAUUCCGGACCAGUAGAUCCGUUCAUCUUAAGGAUCGUGGAAGAUUUGGAUGUUUGCAGAACAUUUCCAUGGGGUCGUUUGACAUUUGAAGAUGCAAUAAAGAACAUUAAGCAUAUGAUGGAGCUUCUGAAGGGUGAAGUGCACCCGGCAUGCGGCUUUCCUGGAUUCAUAAUUCCAUUAGAGAUUUUGGCUUUUGAGUGUAUUCCUAAGCUGGGGAAAACAUUUCGACUAUCUGCAGACACACCUUCUGAAGAUUGUCCUAGGAUGUGCAAGAGCCGCUUUACAAAGAGUAGCAUGAAGGGCUAUCCUUUGGAAGAUAUAUAUGCUGCACUUGGACACACAAAGGUAUAUGUAUAUAUACUUUGUAGUAGAAACUAG
Molecule: messenger RNA, 1343 nt
Organism: Brassica oleracea var. oleracea
Lineage: Eukaryota; Viridiplantae; Streptophyta; Magnoliopsida; Brassicales; Brassicaceae
Exons: 3
Coding region: 282-1343 (353 amino acids)
Source: RefSeq, a predicted model, not a curated record